Messenger RNA from Pimephales promelas (fathead minnow), 3687 nucleotides. RefSeq names its product MSL complex subunit 1b (gene msl1b). NCBI's taxonomy places the organism in Eukaryota, Metazoa, Chordata, Actinopteri, Cypriniformes, Leuciscidae. Gene Ontology annotation, cellular component: MSL complex. Gene Ontology annotation, molecular function: chromatin binding. The record is from RefSeq and is a predicted model, not a curated record.
CGACAGACAACUAGCGUUCCUUGGCCUACCACAACUAGGCUAUCUGUACCACUUUCCAAGUCUCCAUAGGUUAAAGUAACGGCGCUCGAUAUUAGUGCAGAUUAAAAAAUGCCAUGCAUAAUGACUCUUAAUAUAGCUCGAUAGACCCAAUCACUCUGAAAGUAAACAUGUCCUUACAGUACGCAUGCGCACUGAGUCAAUCGCACUCGUAAUGUUGGGACAUUGUGCAGAUUCAAGUCUGAAAAUGGGGGACACACAGCAAUAAAAGUAAAGUAGAACGCUUAUUUGAGACGCGUUUCUUCUGAUCGUUGAGGAGUUACCCUGGGCGAACUCUUAACUAUGUACAGGUCUGCAGACACAGAAUUGUUGAUAUCAACUCUAUAGUAGUCAUGGUUCAAAAGGUAGAGCUUUCUCUUCGCCAUGAAUAUGCGAUCUGAAUGCUUUUCUAAAGUGGGAUUGUACUCAAACAACUGUGACUUCAGCCCAACUCAAACAAGACACCCAGCUAGUGUCCGUAAAGAGCUCGGUGAUCCUCUUGGUGACACUCCAGACAGCACCAGACAACAUCUGUUCUUGGACAAGACUUUGGGUGGGAAACCUGAACGGACUUCAUUGCCGUUAAAGCUUGGCAGAGAGUUGGCUGUGGCUUCAGAGGCUGGCUCUGUGGGCACAGAAAAACUGUCAUCUCAAGCUAAACAAAUGGGGGGUGAAGGCACCCCUGUAAAAAGUAAAACUCCCCUUGGACAGACCAACACCAUUGAUAACAAGCCAGAGUUUGUAUCCAUGAAUUCACAUAGUAAUUCUAGAGACCCUGUGGGUGAGAAAAACGCCAAAGGGUUAGAGACCAUGGGGGCGUCACAUGAACACUCGGAGGGUAAAAAGACAAAUUUGAGGAAGAUCACGGGUCAUCCUCACGCACAAGCCACCUGCCUUAAACAACUGCUUCUACUUCAGCUGGACUUAAUAGAGCAACAACAGCAACAGCUACAGUCUAAGGACAAAGAAAUAGAUGAACUCAAAUCAGACAGAGACACGUUGCUUGCCCGUAUUGAGCGGAUGGAGCGCCGUUUGCAGUUGUUAAGUAAGGAACCACGUGACAAGAAGCUCUUCCAGCCAUUAGAGCGAUGGGUCCCUGACACGGAUGACUUUUGGGAAUCAGAUAUGGGGGACAACCCUCAAACUCAGACAUCUAAGUCAGGUGGCAAAGUGCAAAAGAGAAAGAUGAACAUGUUGGAAACAAAGAUGCAGAGGUCAAGGGGUAAGGCCUCUAGAAUGACCCCCCAAAAAUCAGAUACAGGAGGGACGUCUCCAUGUCAGCAUGACCUGCGAAGCAAAGAGACCCCGGAGAAGACAAACGUGAAAUCAUCCGGACAGAUGGACGUGAAUCCAGAGGGAGACAACAGCAGAGAAACCGAAGAGCUUCCGUACAUGACAACGACCGAGAUGUACCUAUGCUGUUGGCAGCAACCUCCAGCCUCUCCGUUACAGGAAGAGUGUCCAAAGAUAGAGGAGGAUGUUGCAAUCCCAUCAUGGAGGGAAAACAUCAUGGAACCCAUCCAGGAGGAGGAUGCUGUUGACAUCCCCGAAAGUCUUGAUGACGGUGUUUUUCUGAAACGGCACGCAAAGUUAGAACUGGAUGAGAAGAGACGAAAACGAUGGGAUAUUCAGAGAAUACGUGAACAGCGUAUGCUUCAAAGACUGCAGCAACGCAUGGAGAAGAAAAAAACAAAUGUUCAGGAGAGCGAGCCAGAAGUGUCCUCGUUUCAUCCUGAUUUGGAGAAUGUGGAGGCCAUCAUGGUCACACCUUUUCUGCCAGUAGUUGCGUUUGGUCGACCUUUGCCCAAUUUACCUGCACAGAAUUUUGAGUUGCCCUGGCUUGAUGAGAGAAGUCGAUGUCGCAUUGAAAAUCAGAAGAAACAAACUCCCCACAGGACCUGUCGGAAAUAAGCCGUACGUGUGCUACUUCAUGUCCAGUGGCAAAACAGGGGUUAAAGGAGGCAAAGCACUGUUUGGGCGAGAAGGAAAUGGCAGCAUUACAGCUGAGUUUUCAUUUUAUUGUGCCGUGAUGAUAGAGCAACAACUGCCCGGUUAACUGCUAUUUUAAGUUCUCUCACAAUCAGUGUGUGGCCUUGAUUCAAUUCUUUACUUGUAGUCCUGUUCUGUGUACUUUCACUGAGGCUAGUGAUAUUGAUCAUUGCAGGCUCCACUGCAAAUACUGUUUUAAUGUGCACUAAACUGUGGUUAUGGAGUAUUGCUGCACAUUUGCAUGUAGUUGUGUUCCGAAUGACUUUAAAGAGCUUUUUUUGUUUUUGAAAACGUAAUUGUGCAUGAAUGUCUUGAUAAUUCCUCUGCCUCAAUGUAUAUAUUUUGUAGGCAUAGCUUAGUCGUUUAGAGAGAAAAAAUAUUGGCAGGAUUAGUGUGAGGAUGCUAAAUUGUUUAGACGAACGACCCUUUGUAAAAGAGUAGCAAGAAUUUGUUUGUAAGGCAUUUAGGGUUCUCUGAAGCUGUUCAGCAUCCCAUGCAGGUUUAAGGACAAUGCCCUUAACGUUAUUUUUUAGAUCGAUUAGUUGGUCUGUUGAUGGUUGUUUUUUGAUCAACAUUCUUAUUGAAAAUACAUUUAUUUUACACCACCAUUUUCAUCCAUGUCCAAAAGUGUUGCUUGUCUUUUGAAUUUUUUAUUAAUUCUGUGCCUCAUGGGAUUCAUUUCAGGGCCUUUGAAAUGCAUUUCCUGAAGAUCUGUUCUAACUGAAAAUUGGUAAUUUUCCUGAAAACGUUUUUUUUUUUGUGUGUGUGUACAUGUGUUGAUUUUGUGAACACCAUACACAUCAAGUUUUGUUUUCUUUCUUUCGUGAAUGUGUACAACUGGACCGAUGUAAAUAGCCUUGCUGACACAUAUUGGCUGUAAAUAAGGAAAAUGUUGCUGUUAUUUUUUUAUUUAAUGUCAGAAAUGUUGUAUGUCCAGCAUAGAUAUAUUGAUAGCAUUAUUUACAAAACAAGAAUUUUUGUUUUUCAAAAAAAUAAAAAGUACACAAAACUCACUCUUGUGAUUUCAUAAUUGAUGCAGUUUUUAGUGUCUUAUGUCCAUAUUUGGUUUUACUGUAGUAUUUCUUCCCAAAUAACUUGAAUUGGAAGCUUACCGUUGCAGACUUUAUGGUAUUGUAGACUUUAAGUAUUUUAACAGUUUUGUUUAUGUAUUAUAAAAACACUUAAAUACAAUUUAAUCUUGUGUUAUAUGCAUAAUUUCAUUUGUUCAUUUUUUUUUAAAUCCACAGAACCUAGAGAUGUCUUUGUGAGAAUUACCCAUUUUAUCUGAUGUGAGGCCAUUGUUAUGCAAGUGUAACACCAAAUGUCACAAAACGUAAGUGUGAAAAAUGUUUAUUGACCAAAAAAAAAUUGCAAAAUAAGAUAUUCAAAAUAUACCAACUCUUUUGAUUCACCAUGAGAUAAAUACAUUGAUAAUAUUUUUAAUAUUUCUUUAGAUUAUUCUGUGACGAAACAAGCUUUGGAAAACUGCCUCCAAGAUUUUUUUAAAUUGAAUGAAAAGUUACUGAGAUGUUGCCUUGCACAAACUUUAGUUCAUGAAGGUUUACAGUUCACUGAACAGGCCUGGGACUAGAAAUCAAUCACUUUGAGAAACAAAUAUACUGUACCACCACAUUUAUUAUAUGAAAGUAUUUACCACUAAAA